Amphimedon queenslandica is the source of this 738-nucleotide messenger RNA. RefSeq names its product ATP-binding cassette sub-family D member 3-like. Gene Ontology annotation, molecular function: zinc ion binding; long-chain fatty acid transmembrane transporter activity; ATP binding. Gene Ontology annotation, biological process: peroxisome organization; fatty acid beta-oxidation; very long-chain fatty acid catabolic process. Lineage: Eukaryota; Metazoa; Porifera; Demospongiae; Haplosclerida; Niphatidae. Gene Ontology annotation, cellular component: peroxisomal membrane. The transcript has 5 exons. The annotation marks the transcript as partial. The record is from RefSeq and is a predicted model, not a curated record.
ACAUACAUGUCUUCUCCCUAGGAUUAUUACAGAAGUGGUCGUAUGUUGGUCCGAAUGUCUGAGGCUAUCGGUCGAUUGGUGCUGGCCGGGCGGGACAUGGCCCGUCUGUCCGGUUUCACCGCUCGCAUUCACCAGUUGACCACCGUACUCCGUGACCUCCAUAAAGGACAGUACGUUAGGACAAUGGUCAAUACUAGUGACAGUGGUAAUGGAACCAAUGGAGAGACAAUGGAGAACAGAGAAAACACUAGUAUUGAAGGUCCUCCACUUGUUCCUGGUAGCGGAGAAAUAAUUGAAGUUGACAAUUUAAUAAAGUUUGAACAUGUCCCAUUGGUUACUCCUAAUGGAGAUGUACUUGUCAGAGACAUGAACUUUGAAGUUCAUUCUGGUAUGAAUGUAUUAGUGUGUGGUCCUAAUGGGUGUGGCAAGAGCUCUUUAUUUAGAAUAUUAGGGGAGGUGACAAGUCUUGAUGAGGUGACAGCCUCUGAUGUCUCUUCUACUUCUCAAUUGCUAGCUUCAGCUAAACAGGAGGCACCUCUCAUUUGUCCCAUACCAAGUCAUGACGAGCCUUUAAAGAUCUACUGUGAAACAUGUGAUAGUGUUAUAUGUCGUGAUUGUAUCAUAGUCACUCAUAAAGAUCACAAGUAUAACCUAAUAGCUGAUAGUUUUACUAAACACAAAGAAGCACUGGAGAAAUCUCUUAAUCCGAUAAAAGGGAAAAUUGGAGGACUGAAGAAG